CUCCACAAUCCGUCGCAUUCCAUAACUUCUUCUCCCCCGAAGUCCUUCAUAAAUAUUUCCGCAACUUACUUAACCACCAUUCCCCUCUAGCUCUCUCGCCCCUCCAACUUCGCUCUACCACACAGCCUGCCUCUCUACCACAGUAAUUUCCAACCCGCCAAAAAAAAAAAUGACAACACAAGUCCCCAUCCUCAUUCUCGAUGGCGGUCUUGGCACCACCCUCCAAGACCACCACUCCAUCACCUUCACCUCGACCAGCACGCCUCUCUGGUCCUCGCACCUCCUGAUCUCCUCCCCCUCGACCCUCCUCGCUUGCCAACGCUCCUUCGUGACAGCCGGCAGCGACGUCCUCCUCACUGCGACCUACCAAGUCUCAACCGAAGGGUUUUCGCGCACCAAGACCCCCGAGUUCCCCACUGGCAUCCCCCGCGCCGCCAUCGCCCCCUACAUCCGCACGGGUCUCUCCGUCGCCGCCGACGCAACGGCAAACACCGACUGCAAGGUCGCGCUGAGCCUCGGUCCCUACGGCGCGUGCAUGAUCCCCGGCCAGGAGUACAGCGGGGCCUACGACGCCGCCCACAACGACGAGGAGAGUCUGUUUCAAUGGCAUCUGGAGCGCCUGAGGUUGAUUGUCGAUGCCGUCCACGAAACCGGGCAGACGCUGCAGGAGAAGGUGCAGUAUGUGGCGUUUGAGACGCUGCCGCGCUUGGAUGAGGUGCGGGCGGUGCGGCGCGCGGCGCGCGCGGCGGGGCUGGACGGCAUGGGGAUUCCGUUUUGGGUGGUGUGUGUGUUUCCAAUUGAGGGGCGAGAUGAGUUGCCGGAUGGGAGCUCGGUGGAGGAGGUGGUGGCGGCGGCGUUGGGUGGUGGCGAUGGCGCUGGGGCGGUGCCGUGGGGGAUUGGGCUCAAUUGUACGAAGGUGCAUCGGUUGGAGCGGUUGGUCAAGUUGUUUGAGGAUGGCGUUCAGAAGGUGUUGACCCGACAAGAUGCUGGGAGUAAGAAGCAGCCGGCCUUGGUGUUGUAUCCGGAUGGGACGCAGGGGGAGGUCUAUAACACCACGACGCAAGUGUGGGAGAACAAAGCUGAUGGGCCUGGGGCGGCUGACUCGCGUCCGUGGGAAGUCCAACUUGCAGAGGUUGUCAAUCAUGCUCGAGCUAGUGGCCAGUUCAGCUCGAUCCUCGUGGGCGGCUGCUGCAAAGCGUCCCAUCAUGACAUCGCCAAGCUCCGACAACAGUUUUCAUAAUUCUAUACAUUCAAGUUAUACGUCAUCUGUACAUUAUUCUUUUCAAAAAGACAAGACUACUUAGUAAUCCGAA
Messenger RNA from Aspergillus saccharolyticus JOP 1030-1, 1313 nucleotides. Its product is annotated as homocysteine S-methyltransferase family protein. The coding region runs from base 170 to 1240 and encodes 356 amino acids. The transcript has 2 exons. The record is from RefSeq and is a predicted model, not a curated record. Lineage: Eukaryota; Fungi; Ascomycota; Eurotiomycetes; Eurotiales; Aspergillaceae. Gene Ontology annotation, molecular function: S-adenosylmethionine-homocysteine S-methyltransferase activity. Gene Ontology annotation, biological process: S-methylmethionine cycle.